Molecule: messenger RNA, 696 nt
Organism: Acaulospora morrowiae
Lineage: Eukaryota; Fungi; Glomeromycota; Glomeromycetes; Diversisporales; Acaulosporaceae
Source: the annotation of a GenBank genome assembly
GGGAAGAACUGGAGGUACCGAUCUCACACAACGGCAUAGAGGGGUUGGCGCGGCCCGACGAAUUGGAAGUAAGUGAUGACGAGAGUGAAGAUACCUUCGACGAGUUGGAGUAUGAGAGCGAGGACGUAGAAGAGGAGGAAGGGUAUUAUACAGGGGAACGGUCCGAGGAGGAAGAAACGAUGGACAAAGGGAUUCCGAGCCCAGCGGUAUAUCUGACCGUCCUAGAGGAGAUACCAACGUUGGAGGACGACGAGGAGUAUAAGGACGAGAAACCGAGGGAGAAACGGGAAAGUAGCGCCACCGGCGGGGAGGCAAGAAGUCGAGAUGAAGAGUCUGACUUACCUGGACCGCUGAACGAGGACUUAACUUAUCAGAACGACGCGGAGGGCGCCACUAAUCUUGAUUCGCUCAACCACCACCAAUGUGGUGGAGUGGGAUCUGAUGAUACCAUCCGCCCUAUUUGUGUAUUGAACGGCGUGGCAAGAGACGACGAAGAUGACGCCAUUCUAUCUAGUCUACGGGAGGAAAGCGCGAACCCCGAUUCAUCACCAGGAAAGCAGCGAGCAAUUAGAGGGGAUGAUACUACAGUGGCAAAGUUAAAAACCCGACAUAACCGGAAGCUCCGAAUCGAAAGAAGUUUUGCUAUAGGGGACAAAAUAUUAAUGUAUAAGGUGUCCCAGGAGAAUUCGCGGAGCA